This is a messenger RNA of Perognathus longimembris pacificus (Pacific pocket mouse), 4638 nucleotides long. It is a transcript of the gene Pard3, whose product is annotated as par-3 family cell polarity regulator. Gene Ontology annotation, biological process: establishment or maintenance of epithelial cell apical/basal polarity; establishment of centrosome localization; cell adhesion. Gene Ontology annotation, cellular component: apical plasma membrane; apical junction complex; adherens junction. Gene Ontology annotation, molecular function: protein binding; phosphatidylinositol binding. The transcript has 25 exons. NCBI's taxonomy places the organism in Eukaryota, Metazoa, Chordata, Mammalia, Rodentia, Heteromyidae. The record is from RefSeq and is a predicted model, not a curated record. The coding region runs from base 48 to 4073 and encodes 1341 amino acids.
GCGGGGCGGGCUCGGCCCCGGCCCCGGCCCGCGGCGGCGGCGGCGGCAUGAAAGUGACCGUGUGCUUCGGGAGGACCCGGGUGGUGGUGCCGUGCGGCGACGGCCACAUGAAAGUUUUCAGCCUCGUCCAGCAGGCGGUGACCCGCUACCGGAAGGCCAUCGCCAAGGAUCCAAACUACUGGAUUCAGGUUCAUCGCCUGGAGCAUGGAGAUGGAGGAAUUCUCGACCUGGAUGACGUCCUCUGUGACGUGGCUGAUGACAAGGACAGACUGGUAGCGGUGUUUGAUGAGCAGGAUCCCCACCAUGGCGGUGACGGCACCAGCGCCAGCUCCACCGGGACCCAGAGUCCAGAGAUGUUUGGUAGUGAGCUUGGUACCAGCAACACCUCUGCCUUUCAGCCUUAUCAAGCAACAAGUGAAAUUGAGGUCACACCUUCUGUUCUUCGUGCAAAUAUGCCUCUUCAUGUUCGUCGAAGCAGUGACCCAGCUUUAAUUGGCCUCUCAACUUCUGUCAGUGAUAAUAAUUUUUCCUCUGAAGAGCCCUCAAGAAAAAACCCCACCCGGUGGUCAACCACAGCUGGCUUCCUCAAGCAGAACACCGCUGGGAGCCCCAAAGCCUGUGACAGGAAGAAAGAUGAAAACUACAGAAGCCUCCCACGGGAUACUAGUAACUGGUCUACCCAAUUUCAGAGAGACAAUGCCCGAUCAUCUCUGAGUGCCAGUCACCCCAUGGUGGACAAAUGGCUGGAGAAGCAAGAACAGGAUGAGGAUGGGGCAGAAGAAGACAGCAGCCGGGUGGAGCCCGUCGGACACGCUGACACUGGUUUGGAGAAUAUGCCCAACUUUUCUCUGGAUGCUAUGGUAAAGCUCGUCCAAGUCCCCAACGAUGGCGGGCCUCUGGGAAUCCAUGUAGUGCCUUUCAGUGCUCGAGGCGGCAGAACCCUGGGGUUAUUAGUAAAGCGGCUGGAGAAAGGUGGUAAAGCUGAACAAGAGAACCUUUUUCAUGAGAAUGAUUGCAUUGUCAGGAUUAAUGACGGCGACCUUCGGAAUCGAAGGUUUGAACAAGCACAGCAUAUGUUCCGCCAAGCCAUGCGUGCUCCCGUCAUUUGGUUCCAUGUGGUCCCCGCCGCCUGUAAAGAGCAGUACGAGCAGCUCUCCCGGAGCGAGCGGGGCAGCCCCUACUGCAGCCGCUCCAGCCCGGACAGCCAGUAUGCAGAGCCCAGGGCCGGGCCGCCCCGGGCACCCAGGCUGAGCCACCCACCCGAGCACCCAGCCCACGGGGCUCACCCUCCUCCUGCCAGGCCGCCCUCCGUGCCAGCCGGGGCCCCGCAGAACCUGGGCAGCGCCGGCGCCGGCGGCGGCUACAACACAAAGAAAGUGGGCAGGCGGCUCCACAUCCAGCUGAAGAAAGGAACGGAAGGCUUGGGAUUUAGCAUCACCUCACGAGAUGUGACCAUAGGUGGCUCCGCCCCAAUUUAUGUGAAGAACAUCCUCCCUCGGGGGGCUGCCAUCCAAGAUGGCAGACUGAAAGCAGGAGACCGGCUGAUAGAGGUGAAUGGAGUUGACUUAGCUGGCAGAUCUCAAGAAGAAGUUGUCUCCCUGCUUAGAAGCACCAAGAUGGAAGGAACCGUGAGCCUUCUGAUCUUUCGACAGGAGGACGCCUUCCACCCAAGGGAACUGAGUGCAGAGCCAAGCCAGAUGCAGGUUCCAAAAGAAACGAAACCGGAAGAGGAGGAUAUUGUUCUCACCCCCGAUGGCACCCGAGAGUUUCUGACAUUUGAAGUCCCGCUUAAUGAUUCAGGAUCUGCCGGUCUGGGUGUCAGUGUCAAAGGCAACCGAUCCAAAGAAAACCACGCAGAUUUGGGGAUCUUCGUCAAGUCCAUUAUUAACGGAGGAGCAGCAUCCAAAGACGGCCGGCUGCGGGUGAAUGACCAGCUGAUCGCCGUGAACGGGGAAUCGCUGUUGGGCAAGACCAACCAAGACGCCAUGGAGGCGCUGCGGAGGUCCAUGUCCACCGAGGGCAACAAGCGGGGCAUGAUCCAGCUCAUCGUGGCCCGGCGCGUCAGCAGGGGCAGCGAGCUAAAGUCACCGGGGAGCCCCCCUGGACCCGAGCUGCCCAUUGAAACAGUGUUGGAUGAUAGAGAGCGAAGAAUCUCCCAUUCCCUCUACAGUGGGAUCGAGGGGCUUGACGGAUCGCCCACGAGAAAUGCUGCCCUCAGUAGAAUAAUGGGUAAAUACCAGCUGUCCCCCACCGUGAACAUGCCCCACGACGACACGGUCAUCAUCGAAGACGACCGGCUGGCCGUGCUCCCUCCGCACCUUUCGGACCAGUCCUCCUCCAGCUCCCACGACGACGUGGGCUUCGUGGCCCCCGACGCGGGCUCCUGGGCCCAGGCUGCGGUCCUGGAGUCGGCCGAGUGCUCUUUGAGUCCAGAUGUUGACCCGGUUCUUGCUUUUCAACGGGAAGGAUUCGGACGGCAGAGUAUGUCAGAAAAACGCACAAAGCAAUUUUCAGAUGCCAGUCAAUUGGAUUUCGUUAAAACGCGAAAAUCAAAAAGCAUGGAUUUAGGUAUAGCUGAGGAGAGUAAACUCAAUACAGUGGAUGACCAGAAAGCAGGCUCCCCCAGCAGAGACGUGGGGCCUUCUCUGGGCCUGAAAAAGUCAAGCUCAUUAGAAAGUCUGCAGACGGCUGUCGCCGAGGUGACUCUGAACGGAGACAUCCCUUUCCACCGGCCACGGCCACGGAUCAUCAGAGGAAGAGGGUGCAACGAGAGCUUCCGAGCUGCCAUCGAUAAGUCUUACGAUAAACCAGCGGUCGACGACGACGACGAAGGCAUGGAGACUUUGGAAGAAGACACAGAGGAAAGUUCAAGAUCAGGAAGAGAAUCUGUAUCCACCGCCAGCGACCAGCCUUCUCAUUCUCUGGAGAGACAGAUGAAUGGGAACCAAGAGAAAGGGGACAAGACUGAUAGGAAAAAGGACAAAACUGGAAAAGAGAAGAAAAAAGACAGGGAGAAAGAAAAGGAUAAGAUGAAAGCUAAGAAGGGAAUGCUGAAAGGCUUGGGAGACAUGUUCAGGUUUGGCAAACAUCGGAAAGACGACAGGAUUGAGAAGCCCGGCAGGCUGAAGAUCCAAGACUCGUUCACCUCGGAAGAGGAGAGGAUGCGAAUGAAGCAGGAGCAGGACAGGAUCCAAGCCAAAACUCGAGAGUUGCGGGAGCGCCAGGCGCGCGAGCGUGACUAUGCUGAGAUCCAGGAUUUCCACCGGACGUUUGGCGUGGACGAUGAGCUGGUGUAUGGGGGAAUGUCUCCCUACGAAGGCUCCCGGGCGCUCAGCGCCCGACCCCAGAGCCCGCGAGAGGGGCACGUGAUGGAGGCUUUGUACGCCCAAGUGAAGAAGCCACGGAGUUCCCAAGCCGCACCUGCAGACAGCAACCGAUCAACUCCCAGCAACCAUGAUCGGAUACAGCGUCUGCGGCAAGAGUUUCAGCAAGCCAAGCAGGAUGAAGAUGUGGAGGAUCGGAGACGGACCUACAGCUUUGAACAACCCUGGCCCAGCUCCAGGCCGGCGGCGCAGAGCGGGCGGCACUCGGUGUCCGUGGAGGUCCAGGUGCAGCGGCAGCGGCAAGAGGAGCGGGAGAACUUCCAGCAGGCCCAGCGCCAGUACAGCUCACUACCCAGGCAAAGCAGGAAGAACACCGCCGCGGCGUCCCCGGAUUCCUGGGAACAGAGUUGCCCCCCGGGUGAAGGCUUCCAGAGUGCCAAGGAGAACCCCAGGUACUCCAGCUACCAGGGCUCCCGGAACGGCUACCUGGGCGGCCACGGCCUCAACGCCCGGGUCAUGCUGGAGACGCAGGAGCUGCUCCGGCAGGAGCAGAGGCGCAAGGAGCAGCAGAUGAAGAAGCCGCCCCCUCCCGAGGGCCCCGGCGCCUACGACGCCUACAAGAAGGCGCAGGAGCCCGGCUACGCCCCUCCCAAGGGACCCUUCCGGCAGGACGUGCCCCCGUCCCCUUCCCAGGUGGCCCGGCUGAGCAGACUGCAGACGCCCGAGAAGGGGCGGCCCUUCUACUCCUGAGCGGGGGCCGGGCCCGGGGGGGCGUGGGGGCUGCGUCUCUCCCGGCGUCCCCACGGCCCCACGGGGGAUCCCUGUCGUCGGUAUCAGUGCCUUUAAGCGGUGCGGCGGAGCGCGGGGCCUUGCUGUCUUUGCCACUGUGUCUCAGUCUGUUUCCCGGAAGGGGCCCCACCACUGACAAUCAGUCACCCGGGCCCCCGCAGGGCCGGCUCGGCCCCGGGCAUCGGGGCCCUGGCGUUGCGGCCGUGGCUCCUUCGCUGGACGCCGAGGGCCUCGCCGACGGCUCCCUCGCCCUGGGCGGCCCUGGGCGGAGGAGGCAUCAUCGCCGUCGGUGGGGGGCGAGGGGGGCGAUGCACACCGGAACCCAGGGCUUCCUGGUGCUUCACAGCCCGGUGGUCUCUGGAACUUUGCAGUCGGUCUGGGUCUCCCUGUCUCCUUCCCGUCCCCCUCUGGAAGAAGCCAAGCCAUAGUCCAGCACCGCGGGGUUAUUGGGGGUGGGGCGGGGCGUCCUUUUGUAACGGCCUUAUACAUUACCAAUAAAGCGAUGACUCUCGUCUGUGUUUCUACA